Guillardia theta CCMP2712 is the source of this 5618-nucleotide messenger RNA. RefSeq lists its product as hypothetical. Bases 1 to 5562 code for a protein of 1853 amino acids. The transcript is spliced from 25 exons. NCBI's taxonomy places the organism in Eukaryota, Cryptophyceae, Pyrenomonadales, Geminigeraceae. The record is from RefSeq and is a predicted model, not a curated record.
AUGCCCGGCUACUCGAUCCUUCCCCUCCUUCUCCUAUCCCUCACUCUCUCCCCUCUAAUCCAUGCCUUCGGCCCCCAGGCUCCUGUUGUUCACACGACCCUUGGGAAGUCGGCUGUAGCAAUCCACAAACCUCGUGAGUGGAGCUUUGCUGCAGCUGCCAGGGUGCUUGUGCGAGGUUUCCAGACUUCACGUGGAGCCUCGAGAGAUGGAGUUACAUCUCUUGCCAUGUUGAAGUACCCUGACGCCAUCGGGAAGCAAGUUCCUGGAAGUUUCGCAGAGGGCAAAGACUACCUACGUGACGGUCGCAACCUUGGUACUGGUGACCUGGUCCUCAUCCAGAGAUCCGAUGGCAGCACCCGCUUCGGUGAGAUUGUGGGAAAGAGCGGGUUGCCAUGGCAAAACGCCUUCGAGGUGUGUGUAGAGCUCGACGGCUCCGGCAGUGCUGGUGCCUCGAGGGCCGAGGAGGGCAUCAACCUAGGAAAGGUCCCAAAGAAAGACACUUCCUCCUCCGUCUCGUCCCUUCGGUUCCCCGACAAGAUCGGCAAGGUCAUCCCUCAGAAGUGGGUUGAGGGACAAGACUUUGCUCCUGGAGGCAACUUCCGCAACGGGGACCUCGUUGUUAUCAGACGCUCCGACGGAUCCCUUCGUUUUGGAGAGAUCAUCCAGUCCACCGGCCUCCCAUGGCAGAACGCGUACGAGGUGUGUGUCACCGUCGACAACAAGGGAUCCCCUGACUCAUCUAGGGCUGAAGAAGCCUCUUCUAUCUACGGCAUCAACGCUGCCACGCUUGCCGCUGUCCUUCCCAGCGCUCCUCUUGUUCAGGGAACGCAAAGAUUCUCCAUCUUCGGGAAAGGAUCCGCAAGCCCAGACGCCACCAAUGACAGAGCACGACAGCAGGCCGAGGCUGCCGCUGAGCGCAAGCGCCAACAGGAAGAAGCCGCCGCCAAGCGCAAGGCUGAGCUUGAGGAGCGUAAGCGUCAGCAGGCUGAAGCCGCCGCUGCCCGCCAGGCCGAGCAAGAGCGACGCCGGGCAGAGGCAGAGGCCCAACGCAAGGCAGCCGAGGAGGAGCGCAAGCGCCGCCAAGAGGAACAGGCUGCUGCUCGCCUCGCCGCCCAGCAGGCUCGUCAGGGAUCUGCGGGACGCCAGGGCUCAGCCCCAGGUCUUCUUGGACGUGUGGGAUCAGGAGGAGCUCCGGCGAGCCAGCCUCCUCCUCCUGCAAAGCCUGCGGCACCGGCCGGUGGGCUGUUCGGCAGGAUCGGAUCCGGCGGAUCUCCCCAGGCCAACAACGCGGCUGAGGAGCGCAGGAAGCAACAAGAGGAAGCAGCUGCCCGUCGUCAGGCCGAGCUUGAGGAGCGGAAGCGUCAGCAGGCUGAGGCUGCCGCUGAGCGCAAGCGCCAGCAGGAAGAAGCCGCCGCCAAGCGCAAGGCUGAGCUUGAGGAGCGUAAGCGUCAGCAGGCUGAAGCCGCCGCUGCCCGCCAGGCCGAGCAAGAGAGACGCCGGGCAGAGGCUGAGGCCCAACGCAAGGCAGCCGAGGAAGAGCGCAAGCGCCGCCAAGAGGAACAGGCUGCUGCUCGCCUCGCUGCCCAGCAGGCUCGUCAGGGAUCUGCGGGACGCCAGGGCUCAGCCCCAGGUCUUCUUGGACGCGUGGGAUCGGGAGGAGCUCCAGCGAGCCAGCCUCCUCCUCCUGCAAAGCCUGCGGCACCGGCCGGUGGGCUGUUCGGCAGGAUCGGAUCCGGCGGAUCUCCCCAGGCCAACAACGCGGCUGAGGAGCGCAGGAAGCAACAAGAGGAAGCAGCUGCCCGUCGUCAGGCCGAGCUUGAGGAGCGGAAGCGUCAGCAGGCUGAGGCUGCCGCUGAGCGCAAGCGCCAGCAGGAAGAAGCCGCCGCCAAGCGCAAUGCUGAGCUUGAGGAGCGUAAGCGUCAGCAGGCUGAAGCCGCCGCUGCCCGCCAGGCCGAGCAAGAGCGACGCCGGGCAGAGGCAGAGGCCCAACGCAAGGCAGCCGAGGAGGAGCGCAAGCGCCGCCAAGAGGAACAGGCUGCUGCUCGCCUCGCCGCCCAGCAGGCUCGUCAGGGAUCUGCGGGACGCCAGGGCUCAGCCCCAGGUCUUCUUGGACGUGUGGGAUCAGGAGGAGCUCCGGCGAGCCAGCCUCCUCCUCCUGCAAAGCCUGCGGCACCAGUAGCUGGACGAGGAGCAUCCCGCAGAGUUGCCUAUGCCGAUAGGAUUGACACGCCAGUCCCACCCCAGUGGCAGCCCGGCGUUGACUUCAGCAGCGGCGCGUCGAUCUCCGUCGGCGACCUCGUGGCAGUCCGACGCUCCGAUGGGAGCACACGAUUCGCUCAGGUGAUUGGACGGGCUGGACUCCCCUGGCAAAACGCUUGGGAAGUUUGCGUGACAGUCGGAGCUGAUGGCGAGCCCCAGGCUUCCAGAACGGAGGACGGAGCUACGCUCCUCAAGCCAACCCCGCAGGCCCUUCAGGGCUUGGGAGUGGGCGGACAACCUGCGCAGCGGGCAGGAAGCAUGGGAGUCCCCGAGAGGAAGGAACCUGUCCCCAUGCAGACCGGAACUCAGCGCAUCUCAUUCGCCGGUCUAUUCGGAGGAAAGCCGGCUACUACCCCACCUGCUGCUGCCCCACCUGCGCCAGCUGCUCCUUCUGCAGCACAGGAUGCUGCUGCCGCUCGCGCUGCCGCGCUCAGAGAAGCACAGGCUGCGAAGCAGCGGGAGCUUGAGGAGCGCAGGAAGGCGGCCGAAGAGGCACGAGCGGCUAAGCAAGCUGAGUUCGAGGCCAGGAAGCGCCAGCAGGAGCAGGAGAAAGCUGAAAGAGCCGCUGCCCUCGAGGCCAAGCGCAGGGAGCAAGAGGAACAACGUGCUCGCGCUGCAGCUGAGGCCGAGGCGAAGAGAAGGGCACAGCAGGAGGAACAGGAGAGGAAGCGAGCAGAGGCAGCAGCAGCUCGUGCUACUCCUCCACCUUCCCUCCGCCAGCCAUCUGCUGCUCCCCAGCCUCCCGCGGCGCCUUCUGCUCCUGCCGGAGGCUUCUUCGGGGGUCUUUUCGGAGGAUCAGCACCCAGCGCACCUCCUGCCAAGGCCCCCGUUCCUCCUCCCCCCAAGGCGGCGGUUCCUCCUCCCCCCAAGGCAGCGGUUCCCCCUCCUCGUGCUGUUCCCCCCAAGGCAGCAGCUCCUCCUCCGGCGGCUGCUCCCAAGCCAGUGAUUCCUCCCCUCAAGAGGGACGUUGCAUCCACGAGCACCGACACUGAGAGCAAGGGAUUCUUUGCCUCCCUCUUCGGCGGCAAGGCUCCUCAGGCUCCUCCUCCCAAGGCGGCAGUACCCCCUCCCAAGGCGGCAGUACCCCCUCCCAAGGCGGCAGUACCCCCUCCCAAGGCGGCAGUACCUCCUCCUCCCAAGGCGGCAGUACCCCCUCCUCCCAAGGCGGCAGUACCCCCUCCUCGCUCUGCUGAGGCUCCUCCUCCCAUGCAGGUCCUCGGCACUCAGAGGGCCGUCCCGUCCCCUGUCAACACCAUCGGCUCCGGGCCCGUCCCCCUCACUUCCGCGCAGACCCUCAAGUGGGCUGAUCUGGUCGACACGAGGGUGCCGGACACCUGGGUCGAGACCAAGCAGUACGACAGGCAGGGCAAAGUGCAGGAGGGCGACCUGGUCAUGGUGAGCCGCUCCGACGGCUCCACCAGGUUUGCGCAGGUGCUCAAGAAGGCCGGGUUCUUCUUCCAGGACGCCUGGGAGGUCGUCGUGACCGUCAACCCCGACGGAACCGCCGCGGCCACCCGAGUGGAGGAAGGGAACAUGCUCGGACGUCCUCGUCCCGACGCCCUCGCUGCCAUCGGAGCUCAGCCUUCUCCUGUCAAGGAGGUCAAGGUUGCGGCUCAAAAGCGCGCUGGAUCUUCCCAGGGGGGCCUCUUCGGCAUCGGCGCUGGCACAGUCUUCGAGGAAGACGCCGACAGUCAGGCCCGAGUUCCUCCUCCUCCCCCGGCACAGAUUCCCAAGGCUGUGCCUCCUCAGAUGCCUCCAAAGGCUGUACCACCACCACCUUUGGCCAAGGCGGCUCCUCCUCCCCCCAAGGCGGCUCCUCCUCCCCCCAAGGCGGCUCCUCCUCCCCCCAAGGCAGCUUCUCUUCCUCCUCCUCCCAAGGCAGAGGAAGCAAAACCUUCCAACCCCUUCGGUGGUCUGCUCAGUUUCUUGGAGCCAAGCUCUCCUCCAGCUCCUCAGGCGCCUCCCAAGGCUGUUCCUCCCCCUGCUCCCAAGCCACCAGCUCCAGCAGCACCACCAGCCACUCCACCACCUCCUCCAGCUGCGCCAGUCGCUAAGGCUCAGGCACCCCCAGCAGCUCCUCCAGCAGCACCCCCAGCAGCUCCUCCAGCUCCAUCCCAGCCCACGGGACCCAAAGAGGAGUCCAGCAACCCGUUUGCUGGUUUCUUGAGCUUUUUGGAGCCCAAGGAUGUUAGCCCACCGGCUCCCAAGCCUCCAGCGCCUCCUGCUGCUCCCCCUGCUGCUGCCCCCCCUGCUCCCCCUGCUCCUAGCAAGGCAGCACAGCCUGCCGUGCAACCUCCACCACCACCGGCAGCUCCUCCAGCUCCUGCAGCUGAGGUUAAGGCUCCUCCCCCCGCUAAGAUACCUUCGGACGAGGACAAGCCCAUCGUCAAGAUGCCCAAGGAGCAGCCCCCAAGUGCUGUGGAGGAGGCGCAGGCGUCCAUCUCCAACUUGUUCUCGGGCUUCAGCUCGAAGCUGAAGGAAAUGGUGGAAGACGUUCAGGGAGAGGCGAAGCAGGCGGUUCCUCCUCCUGCCAAGAAGCCGGAGGAGAUUAAGACCCCUCCUCCUGCACCUGCUGCCCCUCCGGCUCCUCCUGCUGCAGAGGCUCCCUCUGCCGUCAAGAGCGAGCCGAAACAGGAGGAGGUUCCUCCUCCUCCUCCUCCUAAGCCAGCUUCUCCUCCUCCUGCCGCUGUGAAGGCACCCGAGACGCCUCCUCCUCCUCCUCCUCCUCCAACGCCAGCAGAGGCGAAGAAGCCCGAGGAGCCGGUCAAGGCAGAGCAGAAGCCUCCCGCUCCUCCUUCCCCUCCCCCACAGAAGAAGCCCGAGACUCCCAAGGUCGAGGAGAGCAAGCAAGCUCCUCAGCUUGACCUUCCCUUCGGGGGCCUGGGUGGAGGACUGUUCUCCAAGCUGCAAAAGCUGGUAGAGCCAGUUGACGUGGGAGGGUCGGACAACGACAAGAAGUCAGUGGAAAAGAGCAAAGCUCCUGUUAAGGAAAAUGCUAUCUACGAGGACGACGACAUCAACGCUCCUCCCGCUCCCAAGCAGCCCAAGCAGCCCUUCCGACUCGAGAUCCAAGAGCAGAAGGCGAAGACUGUGGAGGAGGAAGUGAAGCCUAAGGAGGAAGUGAAGGCCAAGGAGGAAGUGAAGCCUAAGGAGGAAGUGAAGCCUAAGGAAGAAGUGAAGCCCAAGGAGGAGAAGGCGGGAGGACAGGACGUGCCCAUCGCUAAGCUCAGGGCCCUUGAGGCCAACAAGGAGCAGUGGGGCAUCGGGAGUGACGAGGACAAGGACGAGAAACCCUCGGCCUAAGGCUCCUCCCUCACCUCCUGAACUUCAGUGACUUGAAUGAACUUGCGUGACCCUCG